AUGUCGCACGGCGGUAUGGAUAUGGGUGGCGGCUCAGGAGCAACAUGCAAGAUAUCCAUGCUCUGGAACUGGUACACCAUCGAUGCCUGUUUCCUCGCUUCAUCCUGGCACAUCAAGACAAAGGGCAUGUUCGCCGCGUCAUGCAUUGGUGUCAUCCUCCUAGUCGUUGCCCUCGAGUUCUUCAGACGCAUGGGCAAAGAAUACGACGUCUAUAUACUUCGCCAAUAUACACGUCGAGCAGCCAGUCUCCGACACGUGGCUCGCGACUCGUACAACAACUCCAAGACAAACAGUGCGUAUGAGUAUAGCGAGGGUGGAUGUGGUCCAGAUGCUGCUUGUGCUCCUACAUUGCCGAGACAGCAGUACAUCACUUUCCGCGCCUCGCCUGCUCAACAGCUCACUAGAGGUGCGAUUCAUGCUGUUACGUUCGGACUGGGAUAUAUCAUCAUGUUGUUGGCCAUGUACUUCAACGGCUUCAUCAUUAUUUCGAUCGUUAUUGGUGCUUUCAUUGGGAAGGUGCUGUGCGAUUGGAUGGUUGUCAGGCUGCCACUGGUGGGAGAUGGAGUUGAAGGACCAAGCAAUGAGGCAGAGGGUAUCUCGGAGCCCACUGUCUGUUGCGGAUGA
Molecule: messenger RNA, 624 nt
Organism: Aureobasidium namibiae CBS 147.97
Lineage: Eukaryota; Fungi; Ascomycota; Dothideomycetes; Dothideales; Saccotheciaceae
Product: putative high affinity copper protein
Exons: 2
Coding region: 1-624 (207 amino acids)
Biological process (GO): copper ion transmembrane transport
Cellular component (GO): membrane
Molecular function (GO): copper ion transmembrane transporter activity
Source: RefSeq, a predicted model, not a curated record